This is a messenger RNA of Hansenula anomala, 354 nucleotides long. It is a transcript of the gene MRPL49, whose product is annotated as mitochondrial 54S ribosomal protein bL21m. The record is from RefSeq and is a predicted model, not a curated record. The transcript has a single exon. Gene Ontology annotation, cellular component: ribosome; mitochondrial large ribosomal subunit. The annotation marks the transcript as partial. Gene Ontology annotation, molecular function: structural constituent of ribosome. NCBI's taxonomy places the organism in Eukaryota, Fungi, Ascomycota, Saccharomycetes, Phaffomycetales, Wickerhamomycetaceae.
GACCUAUCGCCUCUAAAGCUUUCGAAUGAAUUAUAUGCUGUUGUUCGCGUUCAUGGUAACCCAUUCCUAGUUACAGAAGGUGACAUUAUGAAUUUGCCAUACCAUUUGAAAACUGCAGAUGUUGGUGAUGUUUUACAUUUCACAGACGUUACCACCAUUGGUACUCGUAACUUCACAUAUGCUAAUGAACCAGUGGAUCCAAGAUUAGUCAGUAUAAAAGCUGUUGUUAUAGAGAAGACCAAGAACCCAAUGACUAUCAAAGAAGUUACAAAGAGAAGAAACAGAAGAGUUCGUCAUGCUAUUUCAAAGCGUCAUAAAACACGUUUAAGAGUCACCGAAAUCAAGCUUAAUUAG